AUGGGUGAGGAGUCAGAUAGUGAUUCGAUGAGUGAGUCCGAGGAGAGUCUGAAUGACCUUGAAGCUGAAACUGGUAAGAAAAGAAAACAUGUGAGGAGCAGGCCUUCCUCCUCGAAGGGUAAGAAAAAAUCUAAAGAUAAAGUUCUCCAAAUUAGCUCCUCCUCGGAGGAAGAGGUCUCUGAGGAUUCUGAGAAGGAAGAACCCCAAUCUCCUGAGAAUAAGAAAACCAAACUUCAGACAAGGAACAAACAGAAGAAACAAGAAGUCAAUGUUAUGGAGCUGGAGGAACAAGUGCAGAGAAAGAAUUCGGAAGUCAACUAG
Messenger RNA from Cryptomeria japonica (Japanese cedar), 321 nucleotides. RefSeq lists its product as uncharacterized. The transcript has a single exon. Bases 1 to 321 code for a protein of 106 amino acids. The record is from RefSeq and is a predicted model, not a curated record. Lineage: Eukaryota; Viridiplantae; Streptophyta; Pinopsida; Cupressales; Cupressaceae.